AGAGAUACUGUUUGGUCUUCUGAGCCAUCACAUGAAUACUCUUCUCCUGGACCUCAUGAUGUUUUACAUCAUAUUUGAUACUGUUCAGAGAUUAUGUAGAUGCAUAUUGAUGUGUGUACAGUUUAUGCUUUAAAGUCUGAGUUCAGAGCCAUGGAUUUGGCACAGAGCUAGGAAGAAGAGGUUUUUCUAAGUGCAUGUUUGGGGAAGAUCUGUUUCAGGAAAUCUUAAACCACACAGAUAUUCGUGCUGUGGAAUGUAAGUUUUUACUGUUUUCCCUCUUAUUUUAUGUACUUAAGACAAAUUAAUAUCUUAAAACAGUUUUGGGGGGGAUAAGCACAUUCCUUGAACAAAGUACAUCUGACUGCAUUUAUAGUGAGAGUUGAAAUUACUGCGUGCUGUCUGUCUGUCCUUGUGCAGGGUCAUACCCCCCAGUGCAGGGUGAGCUGUUCCUCACUCAGUGACUUGGGAUUGCCACUUGCAUUAGUGCAGCCAGCAGUAAGGGUUUGUGUACUGGCAGUGGCUGCCAUAGGGCAUUAGACACUCAACUGGUUGUUACUUUACGGCAGCUUUGGUGUCCCAGUCCUAAUGUCGCCCCUGCCUUGGGUUAAUAAUGUUCAGAAUAAUUUAGAUAUGCAUGUUGAUUUUACAGCACUUAAAACAUUUGCCACUUGAAUCAGGCAUGCUGGCUUGGCUGUUGAGGGGAUUAUCUGAAGAGCGAAGGUGAAGGGUAAGCGACAAGCAGGGCUCGGCGCCCUGCUGGCCGUGCCUCUUGUGUUGGCAGCAGACAGCGGGGUGUUGGCAUGAGGCCGAUGGAACUGGCCAGUGGAGGGGAUGAAAAGUGCCAUGGAGGCAGAGUUAGGUUUAGAUGAGAGCUCAGCAGCACGCGAAACUCAGUCUCAGUGUUCUGACACUAACCCAAGGUUACAUAGAUCCCUGAAGAUGUGUGGCUCAAACUGCUUCAAACUGUCUGAACAUUUGUUAUUUAACUGCUGAAGCUUUCCUACCAUUUGCUUUCCUCCUGAAGCCUUAAUCCUGUUGAAGGAUCAGAAUUGGGUACUAUGGAAUCAAGACCAGCUAAAACAUGAGAAGAUAUAUUCAAGAUGAUCCAGCCAGAAGAUUUUUCACUUCAUAAAAAUAUUAUUUUUGUUUAAUAUGUAAUAUAAUUCGACAAAGCAAAAUUCAGUUACUUUUCUUGAAAUUAGGACGUGUCUGUGGCCUUCAUCAGAAAUGUUUCUAACAUUUUCAAGGAAGAAUAUGUCCCAGAAACUGAGUAUGUUUUUACUAGUCUUUGGAAUCAUUUGGGGUUUGAUGUUGCUACGCUACACAUUUCAGUAUCCAAGACGCCAAAGCAGCGCUGAGUUGCGUGGACAGAUAUUAGAUCUCAGUAAAAGAUAUGUCAAAGCACUGGCAGAAGAAAAUAAAAACCUAAUGAAUGGUGGUGGUGGAGCCUCUAUGUCAGGAUAUGCUGAUCUUAAGAGAACAAUUGCUGUUCUUCUGGAUGACAUCUUGCAACGCCUGGUGAAAUUGGAAAACAAGGUUGAUUACAUCGUUGUGAAUGGCUCAGCAACAAAUAACACUAAUGGAACUAACCAUCAGGUGCCAGUGACUUCAAAUAAACGUGUAAAGCCAGCAAGCAACAUUAGAUAGCAAACAGGGCCACUUUGUGUUGCUACAUCAUUGAUGGAUAAUAUUUAAGAUAAGCUUUUUGUCUCUGGUUAGGGCAAAGCAGUAGUUGACUCUAAAACAAGCGUAAACUAUUGUAUUCUACAAUGUGCUUGGAUCUGUGUAGGCCUAACAUGUGCUUAGGUUCUCAAAGCAUUAUUUCAUUGCCUUUGAGCAGUGCUUCUGAAGUGAUCUUUGUUGUCUCUAAAGAUAUUUUGAUAUGAUUUGAUGUAGUAGGUCAUUGGAUAAUUACAAUACGUGGAAAGCAACAGGAAACUUAUAGGUAGGUUUCUAAAUAUAUUUAUUUAAGUAUGACUAUAACAUAUCUUUUGGAUAGGUGAGCAGUAUUGUAGCUUAUUCAUUUUUUGUGAUCUGCAUUAGGCCAAGGUAACUGAGGAAAAUGUGUUGCUAAACAGAUGCUAGAAGAUGUGUACACUUAAAAUAUUUUCUUACUUAUUUACUAAAACAAUAUUAAAUUGAGGAUAGCAAUGGUGGUAAUAUUUUAAAAUUGUGACCCAAAGAAUGUCUUUAUUUGCACUAUCUUGUCAGAAUAGUUAAAGAGAAUUUACUGUAUAUUUAAGAAAAUUUAUUAUAAUAGGAAAACAUUCUAGGUAGUAACACUGUCCAGGUUUAUCUUUAUGCCAGAGAUAGGGCAGUUAGAUUAUCAAAAGCAAAUCAUCAUCUGUGAUAUCUUAGAUGAUUAUUUCUUAAAAAGAUAUUUAAGUAUAUGUAUUUUGUAACUGCAGAUAAAAUUAUUUAAGUGAUGGAAAUAAGUUUUGGAUGUGUGAAUACAAUUUAUUUUUAUUCAUUGCUGUUUGUUAUUAACAUUUUAAUGCCUUGCAGUUUGUGUUUGGAAAAGCACACCAUCUCCCUGAAUUGCAUUCUUGAUCAGAAGAAAAGCAAUGAAGGGAAACAAGGCAUCUCUGCAUUUAACAGAACUAUAUGUACUAAGGGUGUCUAAUCACGGCAUAUUUGAGAGCUAAGGUAAUGUUUGCCUUAUGUCUAAGUCAGCCUUACAGCAAAGUGAACUGCAUGCAGUGUGGGUGCACUGUAUCUCAAAUGUUACUGAAAUCAUGUUGAAGUGCCACUGAACCUGUUUUUUAAACUGUACUGAAUGUUUGAGGGGCACAGAAUGUUCAGAGACUUUUGCCAAAAGUGUCCUGUAAGUGAACUUUUGGGGAUGAAUAAAACCAGAGGCGCUGGGUGAUAUACCAGGCAAAGUUAUGUGAUUUUUUCCUUUCUUCUGUUUCCCUGCUGAUAAUCUCGAUGGUUAUAAAAGAAAAUACAAUUGCAAUCUUAGUUAGUACUUCUUUAGUAUCCAGAUGAUUUUUUUUGUCACAUUGUGUGUAAACAUGUACUCACUUCAAUGCAGAAAGAGAAAAAUAAAUUUUUAAUUGCACUUGUAAA
This is a messenger RNA of Parus major (Great Tit), 3069 nucleotides long. It is a transcript of the gene CCDC126, whose product is annotated as coiled-coil domain containing 126. Bases 1228 to 1647 code for a protein of 139 amino acids. The transcript has 4 exons. Lineage: Eukaryota; Metazoa; Chordata; Aves; Passeriformes; Paridae. The record is from RefSeq and is a predicted model, not a curated record.